UGAAAACGCGUGUUGACGGUUUCCUYCGUUUUCCCUCCUCGCUAUCGAAGCUAGCUGUUGUGUGUUUGUUCAUGUUGGUUUUUUAAACACUUCCAGCACCAGAGCCGUUUUAAACUGUCGGCUUUGAGCUCUCCAGGAGGAGGACACWGAACUGUUGCUGCAGACUGCUUGAAGAGGUCUUAUGAGGUCCUUCUAGCAGGUCAAGAUGUUCAACAACUCAUUUGGGACCCCCUUCGGUGGGGGGACAGGGGGCUUCGGCACGUCGUCCACCUUUGGUCAGCAGAAUGCAGGCUUUGGGACAGCUGGAGGCUUUGGGACGUCUGCGUUUGGAGCCACCACCAACACAGGAGGACUGUUUGGAUCCACUCAGACU
Messenger RNA from Austrofundulus limnaeus, 373 nucleotides. Its product is annotated as nuclear pore complex protein Nup98-Nup96. The record is from RefSeq and is a predicted model, not a curated record. NCBI's taxonomy places the organism in Eukaryota, Metazoa, Chordata, Actinopteri, Cyprinodontiformes, Rivulidae.